Molecule: messenger RNA, 1222 nt
Organism: Asterias rubens (European starfish)
Lineage: Eukaryota; Metazoa; Echinodermata; Asteroidea; Forcipulatida; Asteriidae
Product: zinc finger protein 862-like
Exons: 1
Coding region: 83-1210 (375 amino acids)
Molecular function (GO): protein dimerization activity
Source: RefSeq, a predicted model, not a curated record
CAGCUAAAAAAUCAAAACUGAUAUUUUUCUGUCCAACUUGUAUAAGUUCUAUCACUACUCUGCUCUGAACAAGGAUGGUCUCAUGGAAGCUGGCAAGGCCCUCAAAAUAAUUAUCCUUCAGCCAGGAAAUAUCUGGGGCACACGAUGGGCACCCCACCGCCACAGAGCAUUGCUGGCAGUGAACCGAGAUUGGCCAGCUUUGGUCAACCAUCUAUCUCAAGUUGCAAUGGGUACAAAUGAAACUGCUGCUAAGGCAAAAGGUAUCCAUCAGACACUAAUAUCAGUUCAAUUUGUGCUCAUGUUGCAUGUUGCUGUGAAGUUCUUCAAUAUUUGUCGUACCAUAAGUGAGGUCUUCCAGGACAACAACUCUUCGGAAACUGUUUUCAUCACUUUGCAGGCUGCAAAACUCAAGUUAGAUUCUGAGCGGUUUGAUGCCAAAGGAGUGCUUAAGUCCUUUGUUGAAAAGGAGCUUGUCGUCACAGGGGCUGAUGUCAAGUACAGAGGUGAGAGUUUGAAGCUAUACUCUGGGAGUUCUAGGGGAAGACAGCACACACUUGAGUCAGCUCUGGAGGAGGUGGAAAAGAGCAUCAGCUGCAUGGUAACUGCCACCUCAGAGGCACUGAACAAGAGGUUCGACUCAUUCAAUGAACCUGUGAUGAAAGCCUUCGGAGUGUUUGAACCAAACAACUGGCCUGAUGAUAUUGAAAUGUUAGCAGAUUUUGGAACUGCUGAGAUUCAGAUCCUCACUAAACACUUCAGUGAUCAUCUAACUAGGAACGGCUACGACAUAACUUCAGUGGAUGUUGAAUGGACCCAGUUGUUGCUGUCUUGCAGAGAGAUGAAAAAGCAACAACCUGGUAGCUGUGUGGCAAGUAGUGAAUGGUUUCAAGCAUUCUGGCAGAAGGUCCUUCAAAAGUAUGAUAGCACUAACAGGUUAACCAACAUCCUAACUUUAGUAAAGAUAAUGUUGGUGCUCCCGAUCCAUUCAGCUGAAGCUGAGCGGGGCUUUUCCUUGAUGGGUAGAAUUAAAAAUACCUGGAGGUCCAGAUUGCUCCCAAAUAUGACCAGCGAUCUCAUGGCCCUUAAACUUGGAGACGCCACAGUGAAAACAUUUGAUCCGAUGCCCUCCAUCAACAGGUGGUGGGCUGACACCAAGCGCACCAGGCGUUUCACAAAGCAGUAUAAAUCAAGGCAAAAUCAGAGUUUUUAGACAAAGUUUUGC